AUGUCUGCACUUCGAAAGAAAUUUGGGGACGAUUACCAGGUAGUGACCACCUCAUCCAGCGGGUCUGGAUUCAACCAGCAUCCCCCGGAGAAGAAGAGGAAGAGGCAGCGGUUCGUGGAUAAGAACGGGAGAUGUAACGUCCAGCAUGGGAACCUGGGUGGCGAGACCAGCAGAUACCUCUCAGACUUGUUCACCACACUGGUCGACCUGAAAUGGCGAUGGAAUCUGUUCAUCUUCAUCCUCACCUACACGGUGGCGUGGCUCUUCAUGGCCUUCCUGUGGUGGUGCAUCGCCUACAUCCGAGGGGACCUCAACCGGGCGCACAACGACAAGUACACUCCGUGCGUGGCCAACGUGUACAACUUCCCCUCAGCCUUCCUCUUCUUCAUCGAGACCGAGGCCACCAUAGGCUACGGCUACAGAUACAUCACGGACAAGUGCCCGGAGGGGAUCAUCCUCUUUCUGUUCCAGUCGAUCCUCGGGUCGAUCGUCGAUGCCUUUCUGAUCGGCUGCAUGUUCAUCAAGAUGUCUCAGCCCAAGAAACGGGCCGAGACGCUGAUGUUCAGUGAGCAUGCGGUGAUCUCCAUGCGGGACGGGAGACUAACUCUCAUGUUCAGGGUCGGGAACCUGCGGAACAGCCAUAUGGUGUCUGCACAGAUCCGCUGCAAGCUGCUGAAAUCUCGCCAGACGCCCGAAGGCGAGUUUCUUCCGCUGGAUCAGUUGGAGUUGGACGUGGGAUUCAGCACAGGGGCCGACCAGCUCUUUCUCGUCUCCCCGCUCACGAUCUGCCACGUGAUCGACCCCAAAAGCCCCUUCUACGAGCUCUCCCAGAGGUCCAUGCAAACGGAGCAGUUUGAAAUCGUGGUGAUACUAGAAGGGAUCGUGGAGACGACCGGGAUGACCUGCCAAGCGAGGACGUCUUACACCGAGGACGAGGUCCUGUGGGGACACCGCUUCUUCCCAGUCAUCUCCUUGGAGGAAGGCUUCUUCAAGGUGGACUACUCCCAGUUCCACGCCACAUUCGAGGUGCCCACCACUCCGCACAGCGUGAAGGAGCAGGAGGAGGCUUUGCUCCUCUCCUCGCCCCUCAUGGCUCCGUCCCUGUGCAACAGCGGGGAGAAGAACAGCUCCCUGGACUGCCUGGAGACGCUGGAGGACAAUGACAGCACCACCAAGCUGCCCACCAAGCUCCAGAAGAUGUCGGGACGGGAAGGCCUGCCCAAGAAGCUUCUGAGGAUGAGCUCCACCACCUCAGAAAUGACUUACAACUUCGGAGACCUGCCCAUGAAGCUGCAGCGAAUCAGUUCUGUACCCGGGGUCUCUGAUGAUAAGCAUGGCGGUAAGGCCUCCAGGAUGUGCACAGAGCCCAUGAGCAAGUCGGUGGCGGACUUACCUCCCAAGCUGCAGCGAAUGUCUGGGGGAGUGGGGGGCAGGAUGGACGGACACCUACCGCCCAAACUCAGAAAGAUGAAUUCAGAUCGCUUUACAUAA
This is a messenger RNA of Limanda limanda (common dab), 1491 nucleotides long. It is a transcript of the gene kcnj3a, whose product is annotated as potassium inwardly rectifying channel subfamily J member 3a. Gene Ontology annotation, biological process: potassium ion import across plasma membrane; regulation of monoatomic ion transmembrane transport. Bases 1 to 1491 code for a protein of 496 amino acids. The transcript has 3 exons. Lineage: Eukaryota; Metazoa; Chordata; Actinopteri; Pleuronectiformes; Pleuronectidae. The record is from RefSeq and is a predicted model, not a curated record. Gene Ontology annotation, molecular function: G-protein activated inward rectifier potassium channel activity. Gene Ontology annotation, cellular component: plasma membrane.